GAGAGAAAAUGGAGAAUCCUCAGGGUCAGAGUAGAAACAAGAAAAAGAGGCUAACACAAGAGCAAGUUAGAAAACUGGAGAAAUGCUUCACGUUGAACAAUAAACUCGAUCCAGAUCUCAAGCUUCAACUUUCCAACACGUUAGGGCUACCUCAGAGACGAGUCGCAGUCUGGUUCCAGAACAAGCGAGCAAGGUCCAAGACUCAGUCUCUCGAGCUCCAGUACUGCAAUCUCCAGUCCAAGCUUGAAGCAGUUCUCUCCUAUAAGGCAAAGUUAGAACAUCAAGUGCAGUUUCUCCAAGAUGAGCUGAAGAGGUCUAGAAAUCUGCUUGCUCUGUUCACGCAUCAAGAUUCUCCUGUGGAUGAUUCUAAUCUUGGUUCUUGUGAAGAAGGUAAUGAUAAUCAAGUGGUGGUCUUUGACGAGCUUUAUGAUUGUUUCGUUACAAAUG
This is a messenger RNA of Brassica oleracea var. oleracea, 447 nucleotides long. RefSeq names its product homeobox-leucine zipper protein ATHB-52. The record is from RefSeq and is a predicted model, not a curated record. Gene Ontology annotation, biological process: positive regulation of DNA-templated transcription. Lineage: Eukaryota; Viridiplantae; Streptophyta; Magnoliopsida; Brassicales; Brassicaceae. Gene Ontology annotation, molecular function: DNA-binding transcription factor activity, RNA polymerase II-specific; sequence-specific DNA binding. Gene Ontology annotation, cellular component: nucleus.